Messenger RNA from Rubroshorea leprosula, 485 nucleotides. NCBI's taxonomy places the organism in Eukaryota, Viridiplantae, Streptophyta, Magnoliopsida, Malvales, Dipterocarpaceae. The record is from the annotation of a GenBank genome assembly.
AAACCCAUCAACUUGAGAAGAAAUGGAGACGAGAAGCAACAAGGCCUUCUUCCUUGGAGCAAUGCUGCUCCUGGCUUUCACACUGCUCCAAACAUCGGAAGGCCAGAGCAUAUGCAACAUUCCACUUUCGAGUUUGAUGGCAUGCCGGCCAGCCGUGACACCACCCAACCCUCCGGCGCCCACUGCCACAUGUUGCUCCGCCCUCACCAAGGCAAACUUGUCAUGCCUUUGCUCCUACAAGAACUCCAAGCUCUUGCCUCAACUUGGCAUCGACCCAAACCUUGCAGUUCAGCUUCCUGCUAAGUGCAAGCUGCCCAAUGCGCCAACUUGCUAAACCUAUAGUACUUAAUUUAAGUGUAAGAGGGUAGUGUGCUUUCAUUCUCUGCGUAUGUGUGUGUUUGCUUUCCUUUGCAUAAUUGUGGAGUGAGGUUGGCAGUGUCGUUUUGUCGUUACUUUCCCAGCAGAAAUAAAAGAGAAGUUAAAGA